AAUGCGAGCCUGCUCGGCGUCGACAACGUCCAUGAUGACACCACCCUGAUCGUACGCAAGUGGGGGAUUGGAUUCGAUCGUUAGCGACGGGCUCGACGCAGCUCACAGGAUGGAAGGCAAGGAACUUGGCCGCCCAGGCAGACGCGAUCGUUGAAUCAGCGGGAUCGAUUCGGCCAGUGUCGCGACCGGAUCGAAGCCGACACGGAAGCGAGAUUGGCCCGCUGACAGACGGUAGCGCAGCGACCGAUCGAUCGAUGCCAAGGCUUUGGUGGUGGUGGCGAUUCCCGGACGACAGCAGCACGAGGCAAACCCGGUGGUGGGGAUUUACCUUGAGCAUCUGGGCGAGACCGGCCUUGACGGUGAAGAGCUCGGCACGCUUGGCCUCCGAGAGGGGCUGAGUAUCGACGAGGUUGGUGGCAACGGGAGCGCUCAUUGUGCAGACUGGAUGCGGCGAAACGGAAGCAGGGAAGAGGAGGCGAAGGAAGGCAGAUGGACGCCGACGAGCGAUUGCAGGACGAUGCAAGAAGAUGGGGAUGCAAGCAGCGAGCGGGAUCGGCGACGGUAUUUAUACGCGCACCUUUUUUUCGGGGGUCGCUGGAGGAGCGGGGUGUGUGUGUGCGUGCUGCGGUCUCGCCGUGGCCUCGGUGCGGCCUCGCCCAGCACUCUCGCUGUGGCUGUGGUCUCGGUGCGGUCUCGCCCAGCGCUCUCGGCGUUGGGGCGUUUUUUCUUCUGGCCGCUUUUGGGCAGUCGGAGGUUGAAUCCGCGGGCC
Molecule: messenger RNA, 769 nt
Organism: Polychytrium aggregatum
Lineage: Eukaryota; Fungi; Chytridiomycota; Chytridiomycetes; Polychytriales
Exons: 1
Source: RefSeq, a predicted model, not a curated record